Molecule: messenger RNA, 1979 nt
Organism: Lottia gigantea (owl limpet)
Lineage: Eukaryota; Metazoa; Mollusca; Gastropoda; Lottiidae
Exons: 9
Coding region: 1-1296 (431 amino acids)
Biological process (GO): regulation of transcription by RNA polymerase II
Cellular component (GO): nucleus
Molecular function (GO): histone binding; nucleosome binding
Source: RefSeq, a predicted model, not a curated record
AUGCCAGUCCAGAAAGUAAAGAAAAAUGAUGUCUCAGUGUUAGAUGAAUGGGCACAUCCACUAAACAGGCUAUGGCAAAAUCAGCCAUUAGAUUUUGAAAGUGAAGAGAUCUAUAAUUCCAUUAUGUCAAGAAGAAUGCCUUUUUGUGCUGUGUGCUCUAUGUUCAGAGCAAUUAGUAAAGCCAGUUUACAAAAAUCUAACACCAUCAGUGUACCAGAGAAAACCUUACCGAUGAUACCAGAUGCUGUCUUUGUUAGCAGUGCAGAAUCCCCAAGUGUAUUUGGUGUUCAUCCCUCAAUGGAUACUGAUGGUUGUAGUCCACUAUUGGUUUGUGAGGAUUGUCAAGUCUGUGUACAUGCCAGUUGCUAUGGUGUUAAAGAUGUUCAAACUGAUAUCUCUUGGAAAUGUGAUAGAUGCCAAGAAAAUGCUGUAAAUGCUGAAUGUGAAGUAUGUUUCUUAAAAGGAGGAGCCUUAAAGCAAACAACAUCGCAGCAAUGGGUACAUCUAAUCUGUGCUCUAUCAUUAAAUGAUAUCAAGAUAAGAAAUGUAGAAGAAAAGAAAGAUAUAGUUAUAGACAAUAUACCACAAGCCAGAUAUAAAUUAAAAUGCUGUUACUGUUCCCCACUGACAAAGAACUGGAGUAAAAUGACACCAUGUAUGCAGUGUUCACAUGGAAAGUGUUUUACGGCGUUUCAUGUAACAUGUGCUCAUGCAGCUGGCAUGCAGUUUGAAACCAGUGAUUGGCCACAUCCAGUUUAUGUAACUUGUACCAAACACACUUCAAAACAGGUCAAACCCAAAAAAGCUGAUAGAUUAAAACUUGGAGAUUGGGCGUUUGCUAAAUAUAAAAAUGGCCGCUUCUACAAGGCCGAAGUAGUAGAUGUUGAACCCCAUUUAUAUUAUGAAGUGGAUUUUAAUGAUGGAUCAUAUAGUGAUAAUCUUUUUCCCGAAGAUAUUGAGAAUUUUGACUGUGUAAAUAAUGGCCCACCACCAACUGGUACACCUGUGAAUAUUAAAUGGACUGAUGGUGAUAUUUAUGGUGCUGUAUUUAGAGGUAUCAACUGUCAAGAUGUCUACACAAUUGAGUUUGAAGAUAGAAGUCAAGUUAUAGCUAAAAGAACAGAUGUGUGGACAGAAGAUGAAGAUAUUCCUAAACAUAUCCGAGCUAAAAUGUCGACAGCUACAGAAAGAAGAUAUGAUAUGUUCUAUUCUAAUGUUGUACAGGAUGCUAGAAGACCUAAACCUAAAGUUUCCUAUCGAGCUAUGUUAGAUGCUAUGAAAACAGCUAACAAAUAAGGCACAACCUAACUGAUACUGACUGUUCAGAACCAUAUGCAUUACACUGCCAGAGCCUGAAUAGUUCUGUUUGAAAUCUUAAUUCUUGUGGUUGUUACUUUUUACAUUAAUCCUCCUUGCUGUUCAAAGCAAAGAUAUUUCUGCUCAUCUUCAGAUUCUAAACAUAAAACGAGUAGUCCACUUUAUUUUAGGUAGUUUAAGUAGUUAUCAACACGAUGUAAGUUUAGUCUGCAUGGAUUAUAUUACUAUCAAUUUUACCCUGAAAUUAAAUGGACUGCUCGUGUUUGUGUUUUGAAUCCAUUUGCUUGACUAUACAUCUACGUUGUAAAGCCACAGACCUACAAUUAUUCAGUUCAUUAAGACCUAUUUAUAACAUGAAUCAUAAAAGACAAGUUAUUCAAAACACAAGUGUACUAAUUUUGCAUUUAAUAAGCAAGGCAUUAUGAAAAGUAGUAGACCUCAUUAUUAGGUCCAUUCUUCUAAAAUUUCCCCUAGUUAAAAAUUACUUUUCCAAGUACUUGUUAUACAUUGUUUACAAGGAUUUGUUGUAAAUAUUUUUAUUAUUGGUAAUUUGUUGACAUUGAAGAUAUAUUUUCACUCUAUUGUAUUUAUUAAUUUUGGGGAUUUCUCUCCUUUAAAAUAAACAAAUUUGCAUAUUCUUAAUAAAAUCAAUUAAAUACUUU